AUGCAUAUCUUCAAAGUCCUCUCCAUCUCAACUCGAGUAGCAACCUCCAACGCUGGCCCCAUCGCAUACCGCAUCUGUCAAGCCGGGUGUGCUGGAGUUGUUAUGGCGUGCUAUGGAGCCGCCGGCGCGACUUGGGGAGCUACCGCAGCAGCUUCGGCUCCUGCAACAGUUAUAGCUUGCAACAGGACCUUCGGGGUGUGUCAAGCAGCUUGCUGGAUCACUGCUACGCUCCCUUACUUUUAA
This is a messenger RNA of Trichoderma harzianum CBS 226.95, 243 nucleotides long. RefSeq lists its product as hypothetical. The record is from RefSeq and is a predicted model, not a curated record. The transcript has a single exon. The coding region runs from base 1 to 243 and encodes 80 amino acids. Lineage: Eukaryota; Fungi; Ascomycota; Sordariomycetes; Hypocreales; Hypocreaceae.